Spinacia oleracea (spinach) is the source of this 824-nucleotide messenger RNA. Its product is annotated as thiosulfate sulfurtransferase 16, chloroplastic. The transcript is spliced from 6 exons. Bases 108 to 575 code for a protein of 155 amino acids. NCBI's taxonomy places the organism in Eukaryota, Viridiplantae, Streptophyta, Magnoliopsida, Caryophyllales, Amaranthaceae. The record is from RefSeq and is a predicted model, not a curated record.
AGAUUCUUUAAAGUUUUGACACAAUAAUUCAUUUCUAAGGUGCUUAAAUACUCCCAUUUUCUCAAUCGUUUAUAGCAAAAACAUAUUUGAAGUAAUUAAAAAAAAAAAUGACAUCAUCCAUUUCAUCUUCUUCCUCAUCAAUUGAACACACACUUUUACGACCUCAGAAGUUUGGUGAUCAGCUCAUCAAUGGCGUAUCAUCUGUAUCUGUGAAGAAGAGUUGUUUGGUCUCCAUACGGUGUCGUUUUAAUCUCCCCUAUAGAAAUUCUGGUUAUAGUAGUAGGUCAAGAAGGGCUGGGGUGAGUAGCAAUGCAGAGGUAGUGAGUACAGGAACACCAAUAUCUGUACCGGUUCGUGUAGCUCAUGAACUUGUUCUAGCGGGCCACAACUACUUGGAUGUCCGGACUCCGGAAGAGUUCACUGCUGGGCGUGCACCCGGGGCUGUAAACAUCCCUUACAUGUUACGACUUGGUUCAGGGAUGACAAAGAACCCCAAUUUCCUACAACAAGUGUCAUCACUAUUUGACAAAGAGGAUGAAAUCCUUGUUUGGAAAGAGAUCACUUAUGGCUGCUAAUGACCUUCAAUCCGCGGGUUACACGGGCAUUGUCGACAUCGCUGGUGGUUAUUCUGCUUGGACCCAAAGUGAACUCACAACCGAAGUUUAAUACCAAUCAUUAUGAUUAUUAACUAAUUAAUACCACUAAAUGUAGUGCACAUCGCAUGUAAACUACUGUAUUAAGUUGUACAUUUUCAAACAUCUUUCUGUAAGCCUUGAGCUAACAACAUAAUUCUAAUGUCCAUACCAAUAUAGCCUUCAGCUCUA